Anguilla rostrata (American eel) is the source of this 4503-nucleotide messenger RNA. RefSeq names its product cholinergic receptor, muscarinic 4a (gene chrm4a). The record is from RefSeq and is a predicted model, not a curated record. Gene Ontology annotation, biological process: G protein-coupled receptor signaling pathway, coupled to cyclic nucleotide second messenger; chemical synaptic transmission; regulation of locomotion. Bases 289 to 1818 code for a protein of 509 amino acids. The transcript is spliced from 2 exons. Gene Ontology annotation, cellular component: dendrite; plasma membrane; synapse. Lineage: Eukaryota; Metazoa; Chordata; Actinopteri; Anguilliformes; Anguillidae. Gene Ontology annotation, molecular function: G protein-coupled acetylcholine receptor activity; G protein-coupled serotonin receptor activity.
GGGCACAUCUGGCGAAGUCCAAAGUGUCUCCUUCUUAAAAAGAAGUUGCCACUUCCGCCCAAGGCGUUUCAGUCACUAGUAACUUGGAAUGGUAAUCUGUUUAACGAAACAGUAACAUUGUAGAAAAGGGCGUCCUAACAUGAAAAAUUGCGAACUGAUGGAAAGUGAGACAGGCAAACAUCGUCCAAAAUGAAGACCGCGAAUUUUACUACCAGUGAAGGGGUAACUUUUUAGGGUAAGAUUUGAGAAGGAUUUCUGCUUGGUUAAGCAACUGGAAGACCAUGAAAUAUGAGUGGCACUAACAUUACAGGAGCUGACUGGCUUUCGUCCUCGAACUUCAAUGGCUCCAUGUACAAUGCAUCCAGCAAAGGUUAUCCAGCCAACUUCAGCUGCGACAAUCCCAGCAGCAACAACUCCUGCAUCGAGGAACAGACGACAGAGAGCCCCUACAAGACGGUGGAAAUGGUUUUUAUUGCCUUGGUGACAGGCUCCCUCAGUUUUGUCACCGUAGUGGGCAACAUCCUGGUGAUGCUCUCCAUCAAAGUCAACCGGCACCUCCAAACGGUCAACAACUACUUCCUCUUCAGCCUGGCAUGUGCUGACCUCAUAAUCGGGGCCUUCUCCAUGAACCUCUAUUCUGUCUACAUCAUUGUUGGGUACUGGCCACUGGGGCCUGUAGUGUGUGAUCUGUGGCUGGCCCUGGACUAUGUGGUCAGCAAUGCCUCGGUCAUGAACCUCCUCAUUAUUAGCUUUGAUCGGUACUUCUGCGUGACCAAGCCCCUGAGCUACCCUACCAGACGGACAACUAAGAUGGCUGGGCUGAUGAUCGCAGCAGCCUGGAUCCUCUCCUUCAUCCUCUGGGCUCCCGCCAUCCUGUUCUGGCAAUUCAUUGUUGGAGAGCGCACAGUCCCACCGGGGGAGUGCUACAUUCAGUUCCUCUCCAACCCCGCCGUGACCUUUGGUACGGCCAUCGCCGCCUUCUACCUGCCCGUUGUCAUUAUGACCGUCCUCUACAUCCAAAUCUCGCUAGCAAGCCGCAGCCGCGUGAAGAAGCAGAAGCCCGAGGCCAAGAAGGAGAAGUCCCUCAAGUCCAGCAGCCUACUCAAGAGCCACAUCCUCAAGCAGAACAACAACAACUCCUCCUCUAAGCCCAGCACAGAGUCCAGCAUUGAGGGUGUGAAGAAUGGUAAGCUGGACGAAACAGUGUCCACCAAAGCUGACUCCAGUGUCCAGCCUGAGGAGAAGGAGACCUCCAAUGAUUCUAGUACAGCCAGCAUCGCCCCCAAGGACACCAAGGAACAGGCCAACAGCAUAGCCGCCUCAGAGCGCACAGCUCUCACUCCCUCCCCCUUACCCACCAAAAUAAACCCCUCCUCUAAGUGGUCGAAAAUAAAAAUUGUCACCAAGCAGUCCGGGGAUGAGUGCAUCACCGCUAUCGAGAUUGUGCCCCCAAACAAUGCCGGAAACAACUCCAUCUCCAUCAGCCGACCGAGGACGGUGGCCCGGAAGUUUGCCAGCAUCGCCCGAAGUCAAGUCAAGAGGAAGCGGCAGAUGGCAGCGAGGGAGAAGAAGGUGACUAAGACCAUCUUCGCCAUCCUCCUGGCCUUUAUCAUAACAUGGACUCCCUACAAUGUCAUGGUACUCAUCAACACCUUCUGCCAAUCCUGUGUCCCUGACACGGUAUGGGCCAUUGGCUACUGGCUGUGCUAUGUCAACAGCACUAUAAAUCCUGCAUGCUAUGCCCUCUGCAAUGUUACUUUUAAAAAGACCUUCAAGAACCUCCUCUUGUGCCAAUAUAAAAAUAUUGGCACAAGGUAAGCCUGAGUGAAAAGACUCUUGACUGUGCUCACUGCCCUGAUAGCUUGUGGAUUUUAACCCUCACAUAAUGGCUCUGAAGGUACCAAUUCUGAAGAGGCACAAUAGUCUUUCCCAUCCUCUGAAUCAAUGUGUAUUAUAGAAUGGAAGGGACUUUUUCACUGUAAAAAAUGGAUCCUGGUAAAAUCAAGAGUUUUCUGGUUUGAUGCAAGAUGCUGCAGCAGUAUAAUUUCAGUCCAUCGCAGCUGUGAAGGGCCAGCAGUAAUCUUUGCUAGUCUGUGGAACUGUAGAGACAAUCUUCAAACAAAGCACAGCAAAAAUGGUGUCCGGUCAUAAAACUCUCACCGCUCAAUGGAGAACUGAGUAAGGGUAAUGUCCUUUUCUGAGAUUCUACAGAUCACAAGUUGCAGUUUCGAAUAAAAAAAACCUAACUUUUCUUAAAUCCUACAGAAUCAAGAGGAUUAUUAAAUCUUUUAGCUGCCAUUAAUACCUGCCAUUUUAGGCAUUGUGGCAACCUGCAAUUACCCCCACAAUUCACACACACACAAUUCAGUCAAGUUUAAGACAGAAUCAAAGCAAUUAGUUUAUCACACAUCUCCCAUUAAUAUUUCAGUUCUCCAUUAAAACAUCAAAUGACUUCCCAGACAGCACACUGAGAAAAGAGACUGAGGGCGAACAUAGAUGCUCUAUCACUUUCCAUCUGUGAGAGGUAGUCAUGACAUAGCAUAGAGGUAGUUUGCCUAUUGGCAAUGUCACGGCUAUUUUGAUUACUACUGCUCUGCUAUAGAUUAAGAUUUGUGUCAAAAGUAUAAAGCAAAACAUCAUUUGUUAUGAUCUAACAAAACGACAUAGGAAAAACAUUACUUGGAAUUUUUAGGUUUUACACUUAAAAAUCAGUAUUUUUAAACUACUUUCAUUCAUAAAUGUUUUGCUUGAUAAUUCUGAAAUCUAUCAAAAGUAUAAUGUUUUCUUUGAAUAUUUUAGCACAAAUUUGAUUCCACUGUAAAUGUCAUUGCUGUAACAUCUUCCCUAUGGGAAAACUACCUCCAUGCUAUGUUGCCCUACCUCCCACAGAUGGAGUGCAAUAGAGCACCUAUGGCAGUCUUACGUUGCUGUGUUCAAACAAGUAUUGUUUGAACUUUCAAACAGUACUUUUUCAGACAAACUAGGCACACAUUUAAGUGAUGUUUAUUCUGUAGAAAUAACAUCUGUGAUAUGGACCAGAUGCUCACUGAGGGCAAUCACAAGUUCCAAAAUCUCCAUCCCAGCUCCUUCUUGCAACAGUAUACAGUAAGUUUAGAUGUUGUGCUUCAAACAGAAACAGAUGAAACAAAGGUCCCAGUUUUAUGUGUUGCUAUCCUCUUGACUUUGCUCCUAAAUUCAAGCCAGUUAUAAUGCUACAACCUUUUGUGCCCAUUUUAAACAAAUUCUUGUGUAUAGAACUGUUAAACGAAACGUACAGGAUCUUGAAGCAAAUGGGGGGAACUUUUGAACAUUGUUUUCCUGCUCAUUUAGAGAAAUGUAAAUACUAUGCCUAUGUAUACAUAAAAUAUGUUGCAAGGAUACAGGAGUAUGGUUUCUCUUGUGUAAUUAAUAUCUGGAUGUGUGUAUUUCUGUUGUAUUUGGUUCAUCAUUAUCUAUCUAAAGGUGAUAUUCAUUUUCUAAAAUUUUACAAACUGAAAUUAAAAUGUUUCGCUGCCUGUAUGCAAAAAAAGCUAUAAAAAGGAUAUAUUUUUAAUUCCCUUUUAAGUUGAAAUUCCUGGGAAGAAAAAAAUAUGAAGAGUAUUUCAAUUUGUUUGAAAUGUGUUAGUUUAAUUCCUUUACGCAACCUGUCCCUCCCAAUUUUGAAUUCUUAUGUGUGACAGAACACAUUGUGGACAGAAGCUGAUGUUAAAAUACAGUACAUUGACUGUGUCUACAGAAGUUCUGAUUAACUGUUUUUUCCACUUUUGCUUCUUUCAUUUUUCUUGCCUAUUACACUUUAUAUUAAGGGAACAAUAUGCCUAUGCAAUUGCACAGUUGUUAAGGAAGUAUAAACAAGCACUGUGUGACUACGUUGUUACAUAACAUGUAGAAUUAGGCCUACAGAACUGUUCGAGUAGUUUGAUUAAUUGGUUUUAAGGAUGUUCAUGGGGUUACGUUCUGAGUAGACGAUGCAAUUAGUUAGGGAAAAAGUUUGAGUUUUGCUAAUAAAAGAUGAAAGGUAUCAUUUUAAAUACAUUUAAAAAAGACCAAAUUUUAAAACUGUGUAAAUGUGUAUGUACAUAGCAGCUGCAACAACCAUAGUAACAAUUACAUAGUUAUAGCUGUCUUCUUGAUAUAAAGUGUUACAGUACCUUGUUGCCUUAUUGAACCUUCAGAACAUUGCAUCCCAUGCUGAGAUGAUUGAAACUGUACAGCAUGCUGUGAUAAAGAGCUCAUGCAUUAUGUUGACAUAGAGAAACCAGCUUCUGCCAUUUUUAUUAGUCACAGUAGUUUCAUGAAAUCAAAAGAAUUCAUAUUUGACAUGUGGCAAAGAGUAUGACAGCUGUGCAUAAAAAUACUGUAUGGGCAAUUCCUUGGAUGACACCACCACAAUGAUAAUUAGGACACACCAUGUUAUUUUCCCUUAAAUAUCCAACAAUGUACAGAAGAUUGUAUUGUUUUUUAUUGCCUAAUGCUAAAUAAAUAUCUUGUAGUUAUGAAAAA